Messenger RNA from Prunus persica (peach), 5291 nucleotides. Its product is annotated as myosin-6. The transcript is spliced from 39 exons. Gene Ontology annotation, molecular function: actin filament binding; microfilament motor activity; ATP binding. Bases 343 to 4878 code for a protein of 1511 amino acids. NCBI's taxonomy places the organism in Eukaryota, Viridiplantae, Streptophyta, Magnoliopsida, Rosales, Rosaceae. Gene Ontology annotation, cellular component: cytoplasm; myosin complex; actin cytoskeleton. Gene Ontology annotation, biological process: actin filament organization; vesicle transport along actin filament. The record is from RefSeq and is a predicted model, not a curated record.
AAUAAAACCAAAGUCCAAACGAAGUUGGAUAGGCGGAGGGAAGUAGCAAACAAAAGACAACAAAGCAACACAAGAACAAGAGAAUCUGCUUGAACAGCACAAAGGGGCUUAAUCUCUUCUUCAAGUUAUUUGGGUUGUUGAAGGGUUUAAGCUUCUCAUUUUUAAAUUUCAUUUUCCAUUAUUUUAUUUUGAUUUGUUUCAAAGGAAUACCAGCAAAGAUUGUAGUGGAAGGAGGAGAAGUUGGAAACUUUGUUGCUGAAUUUGAAUGGUCUUUAUUGGGGAAGGGUGGGAGUAGAUCCAGAAGCAAACCCAAGUCUCUGAUCCGAUCAGUUCUCUGUUUAAAUGGCUGUUGCUAUGAGUUUAGUGGUUGGAUCUCUUGUUUGGUUGGAGGACCCCGAAGAAGCUUGGAUAGAUGGUGAAGUUGUGGAGGUUAAAGGUGAACAGAUCAAGGUUCUCUGCACUUCAGGGAAAACGGUUGUUGUUAAAGCUUCCAAUAUCUAUCCUAAAGAUGCUGAAGCCCCACCCUGUGGAGUGGAUGAUAUGACAAAGCUGGCUUAUUUGCAUGAACCGGGUGUUCUAGAUAAUCUACGAUCAAGAUAUGAUAUCAAUGAAAUAUACACAUACACAGGGAACAUUUUGAUCGCCGUGAAUCCUUUUAGAAGAUUACCUCAUCUUUAUGAUAGUCAUAUGAUGGCACAAUAUAAAGGGGCAGACUUUGGUGAACUGAGCCCACACCCGUUUGCUGUUGCAGAUGCGGCAUAUAGACUUAUGAUAAAUGAUGGAAUAAGUCAGUCAAUAUUGGUUAGUGGAGAGAGUGGGGCUGGUAAAACAGAAAGCACCAAACUGCUUAUGCGCUAUCUUGCUUACAUGGGAGGGAGAGCUGUUGCUGAAGGGAGGACUGUUGAGCAGCAAGUGUUGGAGUCAAAUCCUGUUUUAGAAGCAUUUGGAAAUGCGAAGACUGUUAGAAACAAUAACUCCAGUCGUUUUGGUAAGUUUGUCGAGCUUCAGUUUGAUCAGAGUGGGAGGAUCUCCGGAGCGGCUAUAAGAACUUACUUGCUUGAAAGAUCACGCGUUUGUCAAGUCUCCAAUCCUGAGAGAAAUUAUCAUUGUUUCUACAUGCUUUGUGCUGCACCACCAGAGGAUGUUAAGAGGUACAAAUUGGGACACCCUAAAACAUUCCAUUAUUUAAAUCAAUCAAAUUGCUAUGAGUUGGAUGGGGUUGAUGAUUCUGAAGAAUACAUUGCAACAAGGAGGGCAAUGGAAGUUGUUGGUAUGAGUUCUAAUGAACAGGAUGCAAUAUUUCGAGUUGUGGCAGCAAUUCUGCAUCUUGGAAACAUUGAAUUUGCAAAGGGAAAGGAAAUGGACUCGUCCAUGCCAAAGGACGAAAAAUCUUGGUUCCACCUAAAAACUGCUGCUGAGCUUUUCAUGUGUGAUGUGAAGGCACUAGAAGAUUCUCUAUGCAAACGUGUAAUUGUAACUCGUGAUGAAACGAUAACAAAAUGGCUGGAUCCAGAAGCUGCAGCCAUCAGUAGAGAUGCUCUGGCUAAAAUUGUGUACUCCAGGUUGUUUGAUUGGCUUGUGGAUAAGAUUAACAGUUCAAUUGGUCAAGACCCUCAAUCUAAGUUCUUAAUUGGGGUCUUGGACAUUUAUGGAUUUGAGAGCUUCAAAACUAACAGUUUUGAGCAAUUUUGCAUCAAUUUGACAAAUGAGAAGCUUCAACAACAUUUCAAUCAGCACGUUUUCAAAAUGGAGCAAGAAGAAUAUACAAAAGAAGAGAUUGACUGGAGUUACAUUGAGUUUGUUGACAACCAAGAUAUUCUAGAUCUAAUUGAAAAGAAACCUGGUGGCAUAAUUGCUCUUCUGGACGAAGCUUGUAUGUUUCCAAGAUCAACACAUGAAACAUUUGCCCAAAAGUUAUAUCAGACAUUCAAGAAUCAUAAGCGCUUCACUAAACCAAAAUUAUCACAAAGUGACUUCACAAUUUGCCAUUAUGCUGGGGAUGUCACUUAUCAAACUGAACUGUUUCUGGACAAGAACAAGGACUAUGUGGUUGCUGAGCAUCAAGCACUUUUGAGUGCUUCAAAUUGUUCCUUUGUCUCAGGCUUGUUUACCUCCUUAGUUGAGGAUUCAUCCAAGACGUCAAAGUUCUCUUCAAUUGGUUCUCGGUUUAAGCAACAAUUGCAACAAUUGCUUGAAACUCUCAGUUCUACUGAGCCACAUUACAUACGCUGUGUAAAACCCAACAACCUUCUUAAGCCAGCAAUCUUCGAGAACAAAAAUGUUUUACAACAACUCCGCUGUGGGGGGGUCAUGGAGGCAAUCAGGAUAAGUUGUGCUGGAUAUCCUACUAGAAAAGCUUUUGAUGAAUUUAUAGACCGAUUUGGCCUCCUUGCACCUGAAGUUUUGGAUAGGAGUACUGAUGAGGUCAAUGCUUGUGAGAGACUUUUAGAGAAGGUGGGCCUAGAAGGCUAUCAGAUUGGUAAAACAAAGGUCUUCCUUAGGGCUGGCCAAAUGGCGGAAUUGGAUGCUCGUAGAAGUGAGGUCCUUGGAAGAUCGGCUAGUAUUAUUCAAAGGAAAGUUCGUUCUUAUUUGGCUAAAAGAAGUUUUGUUCUCCUCCGUAUUUCUGCAAUACGGCUCCAAGCUGCUUGCAGAGGACAACUUGCUCGACAUGUCUAUCAGGGCAUGCGGAGAGAAGCUUCCUGUCUGAUGAUCCAAAGGCAUUUGCGGAUGUAUCUUGCUAGGAAAGCAUUCAAAGAAUUGUAUUGCUCUGCUGUAUCUAUUCAGACGGGCAUGCGAGGGAUGACUGCUCGUAAUGAGUUACGCUUCAGAAGGCAGACCAGAGCAGCAAUUAUCAUUCAGAGCCAGUGUCGCAGAUUCUUGGCACGCUUGCAUUAUAUGAAGACAAAGAAAGCUGCAAUUACCACACAGUGUGCUUGGAGGGGAAGAGUCGCUCGUGCUGAACUACGAAAGCUUAAGAUGGCUGCAAGGGAAACAGGGGCCCUCCAAGCUGCCAAAAAUAAAUUAGAGAAGCAAGUUGAAGAAUUGACAUGGAGGUUACAACUGGAGAAACGCAUGAGGGCUGACUUGGAAGAAGCCAAAUCACAAGAAAAUGAAAAGCUGCAGUCUGCUUUGCAAGAUAUGCAAGUUCAAUUUAAAGAAACUAAGGCAAUGCUUGAGAAGGAACGUGAAGCUGUAAGAAGAGCAGAAGAAAAAGUUCCAAUAAUUCAGGAGGUUCCAGUUGUUGAUCAUGCCAUGAUGGAGAAGCUAACCAAUGAAAAUGAAAAACUUAAGGCUUUGGUGAAUUCACUGGAGAAGAAAAUUGAUGAAACAGAGAAAAAAUAUGAAGAGGCAAACAAAACGAGUGAAGAAAGGUUGAAGCAAGCUUUGGAGGCAGAAUCACAAAUUGUUCAAUUAAAGACUACCAUGCAAAGGCUUGAAGAAAAAUUUUCUGACAUUGAAUAUGAAAACCAAACUCUUCGGCGGCACCAGCUAAGUACACCUGUUAAAAAGCCACCAGAGCAUCCGCCAACUCUGGAACCUCAGAGAGUGGAAAAUGGUCAUCAUGUGAGCGAAGAAAACAGAGACAAUGAACCACAAAGUGCAACACCAGUGAAGAAGUUUGGGACCGAAUCUGAUAGCAAGUUGAGGAGAUCAGUAAUUGAACGUCAACAUGAGAGUGUUGAUGCUCUUAUCAACUGUGUUGUGAAAAACAUUGGGUUCAGUCAAGGAAAGCCUGUUGCAGCCUUUACCAUCUACAAAUGUCUUCUCCACUGGAAAUCUUUUGAGGCUGAAAGGACUAGUGUAUUUGAUCGUCUCAUUCAGAUGAUUGGUUCGGAAAUUGAGAACCAAGACAACAAUGAUCACAUGGCUUACUGGUUGUCAAAUACAUCUGCAUUAUUAUUCUUACUCCAACGAAGUCUAAAGGGUGCUGGUGCAACUGGGGCAACUCCACACCGGAAGCCACCUGCUCCAACAUCUCUCUUUGGGAGGAUGACCAUGGGUUUCCGCUCAUCCCCUUCUUUUGCAAACCUUUCUGCAUCUGCACUUGAUGUAGUACGCCAAGUGGAGGCUAAGUACCCAGCAUUACUUUUCAAGCAGCAGCUUACAGCCUAUGUGGAGAAAAUAUACGGCAUCAUUCGAGACAACUUGAAAAAAGAGUUGUCAUCAUUCAUUUCUUCGUGUAUCCAGGCACCAAGAACGUCAAAGGGCGUACUAAGAUCUGGGCGGUCCUUUGGGAAAGAUUCUACCGCGAGUCACUGGCAGAGCAUUAUUGAUAGCCUUAGCACUUUCCUUAGCACAUUGAAAGAAAAUUUUGUGCCUCCUAUUCUUGUCAAGGAGAUCUUCACUCAGACUUUCUCAUAUAUUAAUGUACAACUAUUUAAUAGUCUUCUUCUACGCCGUGAAUGUUGUACAUUCAGCAAUGGGGAGUAUGUGAAAUCUGGAUUGGCUGAAUUGGAGCUAUGGUGUUGUCAAGCAAAAGAAGAGUAUGCAGGCUCAUCUUGGGAUGAACUUAAGCACAUAAGACAAGCUGUUGGCUUCCUGGUCAUACAUCAAAAGUAUAGAAUUUCUUACGAUGAAAUCACCAAUGAUCUGUGCCCUAUCCUGAGUGUUCAACAGCUGUAUAGAAUAUGCACUCUCUACUGGGACGACAACUAUAAUACAAGAAGCGUAUCUCCAGAUGUAAUUUCCAGUAUGAGAGUACUUAUGACCGAGGACUCCAACAAUGCUGUCAGCAACUCAUUUUUGCUGGAUGACAAUUCCAGCAUCCCCUUCUCGGUCGAUGACCUCUCUACGUCCCUGCAAGAGAAGGAUUUCACGGAUGUCAAACCAGCAGACGAACUUCUUGAGCAUCCUGCCUUCGAAUUUUUACAUGAGUGAGGUUAAGGAUACUUGGUCAUGAUUUUCUCUUGUUUUCUUAAGGUAGGCAGUAGUAAUUCAAAUUCUAUUGCAUUUGUUGUUGUAAAUCUUUCUUUCUUUUUUUCCUUCCCUGUUUUAUAUCCAUGCCCCUUCUGUAAAAUUGUUUAUUUAUUCUUUUAUUUGGGCAUUCAAAAUGUAAAAUCCUCGUCAUUGAAAGGGGGAAGCAAUACAUGGAAGUGGGUGUGUAUUAUUUUUUCAUUUUUUUCCUUUGUCUUUGUUUCUUCUGCCAUUCUAUGCAGGAAGAUAGAUAAUAGGUGUAUACUGUCUUGUAGUGGUGGCUGAGCAAAUUGCUAUCUCCACCAAUUUUUUCUUUGUACAAAGAAACAAUAUAUACAACCAUUAAUACAUAAUUUUGAGAUGUCUUUUGGCUGAGA